AUGUAUUUUCUUGAGAGAACUAUUGUCCUGUGAGGUAUAUGUAUAUAAAUACUCAGAUAUUUAUGAUUAGGGGAGUGGUUCUUCCUCAGUAUGCCCAGUAAGUCUUCUUUUUUAUCUUCGUCACAUGAAUCCGGGGGCUUCCAUUGUGAACACGCAUUGAAACUCAAGAGUAAGACCCACAUCUCAUCCAAGAGUUUUAUUGCCUCCAAUCCUAUACCUGACUUAAAUGUUAAUAAGAAUAACUCUGUGACUCAAGGUACUAUAACCAAAGAAGUGAAAGCAGGUUUUGAGAAAUUUGCCAGUGGAGUGUCACAGAAUCAGGUGUUAGCAGAUGCUGGCACCCUCCAAAAUCUGUUGAUAAAUCUACCAGCAUCUAGAUGGAGUGAUAAAUGUCAGAAGUCUUUAUAUAAAUGGAGUAAAGCUAAUCAGGCUUCAUCUAUUGAGAAAGAUACUUAUACUUGUCAGUUCAGUAAUAUCCUUUUACUUACAAAUUUUAUUUGUGAAAAGUCAAAGCAAUACAAAACUUUUGAUGAAGAGAAAGAUGCUUUACUGAUUGGAGGAGAUCUCUUAAUAUCAAAGACUCAGGGAUUAUCAUGUGAAAGUAUAGAUAAAACAUUUAAUAUUGGAAAUGAGAGUGAUGGAAGGAGUUUAACCACUUCUACAACAACCGAUAACGGCCUGACAAUAAAGAAAAUUGAAUAUAAGUGUGAAGUUUUGCAGAAGCACAGCAAGGAGUGUGGGUGUCGGACUCCACGCCUCCACGUGUACUUGACCAAGAACCAUCGCUGCAGUGAUCCUUGUGUUAUCAACAGCUUUGCUAUCAACUCUUUCAACGGCUCAUCCAACACUCUUGCUCACAGCUCCACUGACUGCACAGUCAAUAUUUUCUCCCCUACAGUCAUGACAGGAAAAUCUAGAGCUAAAAACUAUGCACGAAAAUCUGUCAGUACAAGGAAAAUAUCUAACAAGAAAGUGACACAAGCAGGAAAACCGGCAGGAGAGAAUAAUGCCCUACAAGAAAAAAAUUCACUUAAGAUAUUGAACUCUAUGAUAGACAGCUGCCAAGAUGAUGAACCAGAGUCUGAGCUUCUUGGGGACGGAGAAUGUGUCUCUUUGCCUACCAUUAUGAGUACGCUUUCUGGAGAUGUUGAAUAUAUUGUACUAGAUGAUAAUACUCUUAACCUUUGUGCUAAUGCUGAGGAAGUAGUUUCUCCUGAUGCUCUCAAAUUUAAAAUUAAUAACAUAUAUGAAGAUAUUGAUGAAAAACCUGCUAUACAUAACACUGAUGGUAAAAUACCAAACAAAAAGGAAUCUAGAUGUCGACGACUUUCAGAUUCAAGUAACCAGUUAAUGGGAACUCGAGGCUUCAGUCGUGUUGUAGAUGCUGAGAAAACAAAUGAUGAACAAUCUGCAGGUAAUUCAAAUGAUACAGCAUCUUCCAGCCUUGCUGGGGUCUGCACUAACCGUUAUCCCUCAAUCAAGGAUAUCUUUGGUGAUGUGAGCAUUAAGGAAGAGCCAAUAGAGGACAUUAAACAUGAUAUGACAGUUGAAGACUUCAGUAAGGAAAUCAAUAAACUCUCAGAUGUAGGCUUUGACCUAAAGAGUGAAACUGAGGUAAAAAAAAAAGAAACUGAGGCUGAUGAAUAUGAUGAGGGCACACACAAAGGACUCUUUGCAAGGCUUAUUAAAGAAGAGGUUACUACAGGAGAUGAAAUUGACAUUGAUACACACAGUUCAGAUGACUCCCUUGGUCCUCUGCAGAUAGAUGAAGAUAGAUUCUUGCCAUCCCUUGAAGACACAAACUUGCCAGUAAUAAAAGAAGUUGCUGAAUUCAGCAUGCCAAGUGUCAACAUAAUAAGUCCAUUUAAAAUCAAGAUCCUCUUAGGAAGUCCCAAUAGAGAAUCCUUCCACAUUCAAACAGGUCAGUCACAAAGUGGAAUACCCAUGACCAGUGAUCUCCUUAAGAAGGCCAGUAAAAUAAAGAAAAAUGGAACAACAACACCCAGAAAGUACAAAAGGGGUCCAAAGAAGGAAGUGAAUAAGGAUCCUGAAAUUGACAUGGCACUUGCAAAACUUACAGCAACCACUACACCUCAUGCAAUUCAGAGUUUAACGUGCAUUUAUUGCAACACUGAGUGCCCAAAUGGCGAGGCAUUAGCCAAGCAUUUUGAAAAUCAUCAAAAAGAAGGCCUUAUAAUAUGUUAUUUUUGUCAAAAAAGUUUUGGAGACAAAACAGGCAUGAAACGACAUAUGCGAACACAUACAGGUGAAAAACCAUACCAGUGUAAAGUUUGUGGAAAGAGAUUCAGCCUUCCUGGCAACUUUAAGAAACAUCGAGAUAUACAUGAAGAUCGGCGAACAGAGCCAUGUAAUUUAUGUGGGAAAACAUUCCGACGUAAAGAGCAUCUUAAAUAUCACAUGCGAACACACACAGGUGAAAAGCCUUAUACAUGUAGCGAGUGUGGCACAUCCUUCACUGCCAGAUACUCCCUUCAGAUCCACAUGAAUAUUCAUUUGGGUAAAAAGCCUUAUAAAUGUACAUAUUGUAAUAAAGCUUUCUCUGACAAAUCCACUAUGAGGAAACAUGUUAGAGUGCACACAGGAGAGAAACCCUUUCGCUGUCAGGAGUGUAGACGUUGUUUUGGUGAGUCUGGUACAUUAGCAGCCCAUAUGGCAACACACCGUACUGAUCGGCCUUACAAGUGCAAUAAGUGUGAACUUCGUUUUAAAACCACUGGAGGGUUAAGGCAACAUGAGAAGGUACACUCUGGUGAAAAGCAAUUUGCUUGCAGGUUUUGUGGUAUGAGGUUUCUUCAAAAGUACAAUAUGACAAUGCAUGAGAGAAUUCAUACUGGAGAAAAACCAUAUACUUGCUCUCACUGUCAACGUAGUUUCCGGAGUCGAUCAUGUUUAGCUAAACACGUUGUGUUACAUGGGGGUGAUGAUGAACGGCGUUUCCGGUGUGAACAUUGCAGCAGCCGUUUCUAUCGUAAAGCUCACCUCAGGCGCCACAUUGACAUGCAUUUGGGGAUAAAAAAUUAUGAAUGCAAUGCUUGUUCUAAGAAAUUUUGUACUCGAGGGACACUCAAAAGCCAUCUUAAGACUUUUCACAGCCAAGGAGCAAGGAGGUUCCCAUGUAAUUGGUGUGGUCGAGUGUUCAAGCGGAAAGUAUAUGUAAGCACUCAUGUGUGUGCCAAGAACCCAAUCAAGAGUGAGGCUGGAGAGCAGGAUACUGACACCCUUCCUCCAGUGAACAAACAUGAGGAGGCUUUCUUGGAUCAAAACAAUUCCAGUGACUCGGAGGUUUCCAGUAUUGAAGUGAAGAGUGAACCUGAAGAUGAACAAAUAGAAGGUGUUGAUGAAGAGGAUGAAGAUGAUGAUGAUAAUGAUGAUGAAGAGGAUGAGGAUGAAGAGUUUAUGGAGAUAGUAGAAGAGGGUUUGACUAAUGGGAGGACAGACUGCCAAAAUCCAUCAUGAAUUAACACCUUUAAAGUACAGUAUUAGUGUGACUGGCAACUAAUAAUUCACAAGUGUUACUCUUCAGGUCUAAUUUCUUUGUUCUCCAAUUUAAAGCCAAAUUUUCUCAGCAACAAUAAAGUAAGAAGAAAAGUGUGCAUUGCUGUUACUCUGCAAAUCCAUUCAAGUAGCUUCUUAAGUUUCAUGUCUAACUCUGCUCCUUAUAAAAGACUUUAUAAGUCCUGGAGUGUAAUAAGAUGUAGUGUAUUCUUGAUGCAAGUGGAUUUUAUUUUUGCCACUAUCAGACUUUAGCCACCUGAUUGUACUUAAGUAUCCUUGUACUUUAGAAGUUAUUGUCAAGUAAUGCCAAACUUUUCACAGUACUGUAGUAAUCAUAUGCCUCUCCUGAAUGGUAUUAGGAUACAAGUUAAGGAUAUGUGCAUUCAUCAAAUACAGUAGUUUAUAUUUCUCUAUGAAUUAGAUUACAUCUUGAGCUGCUAAGGGUAAGUCACAUGUUUGACUUAAAAGUAACUGAAAAUUUAUGGGAAUCUUUCUGUACUGUAACUAUAGUUAGCAUGUGAGAUAAUUACAACUUGUUGCUCUUGGUGCACGAUAAGUCUUGUCAUGUUGUACGGUGUCCAUAAUUCUGUUUAUAGUGGUGCAGUUCUGGGUCUGCUUAAAUGGCUACCAUUAACAGUGGAAGUAUGCUGUAGGGAUGGCAGCCAUCAUCAGUGGACAUUUCAUGUUCCUUGCAUGCCAUUUUUGUGCAUACGUAUAUGGGUGUAACAGGGAAUCCAUAGAGUUAAUGUAAUACUACGAGAAAAUAUUGAAAAUAAGUAUGAUGUACAGUUUUUAAUAGCAUAUGUGAAGCUACAUAUUCUCAGAUAUUGUUUGAAUUAUGAGUUUGCUCAUUUGAUGAAUAAUUUUCUUUAUUAGAAUGAUGUGAAAACCCGGGUAAGAUAAUUAAUUUUAUUAGUGGCACUUGUACAUUAAGUACAAUUGGAGACUGACAUUUCAUGCAAUAGUGCUGCUGUGUGAUGCCCUUAUACAGAUAUGUGCAAACUGAAUCAAUACUUUUCAUAACAUGUAAUGAAAUAAUAACUAUAUCUUUACUUUUAGUAUACAGCAUGCCCUUCAAAUUUGUGGAUGAGACCCUGGAUGUACCCAAGAAUGUCUGUGGGUAUUUUUAAAGUUGCUGGCAUUUUUACGGCCAGGACAGGGAGCCAUUCACU
Molecule: messenger RNA, 4688 nt
Organism: Homarus americanus (American lobster)
Lineage: Eukaryota; Metazoa; Arthropoda; Malacostraca; Decapoda; Nephropidae
Exons: 1
Coding region: 91-3477 (1128 amino acids)
Cellular component (GO): nucleus
Source: RefSeq, a predicted model, not a curated record